AUGGCCCGCGUGGCCGGUACCAUCAAACCCAUCUCGGCCAUCACCAACCCUCUCCCGACGCAGAAAUUGAACAUAUAUGCAUUUGGUACUGGUGACAAUGCCGAGCUGGGCCUUGGGCCAGAGGUUAACGCAAUGGUUUUCAAGCGUCCCAGAUUGAAUGCCCAUCUCCUCCCCGAUAAGGUGGGAAUAGUUGCCGUUGCAAUUGGUGGUAUGCAUGGCUUAGCCUUAUCGUACGAGGGGAAGGUGUACUCUUGGGGUGCCAAUGAUCACUAUGCUCUUGGGAGAGCGACCACGCAUACACCUCUGACCCGGGUUGUGUGUUCCGGUGAUGAUGGCGACAACGACUGCGACGACGAAGUGGCCUUGAAUCCAUUGGAGAGUACGCCAAUGCUGAUUACAGGGUUCCCGGAGGGGACUGUGAUUAUGAGUAUUGCUACCGGUGACAGUAUUUCGAUUACUGUUACCGACACUAGUAGGGUUUACGGAUGGGAAACAUUUAGGGUAUGUGAUUAAUUCUCCAUUCGGGGUUAGUAGUUAAUUUAAUGUUUAGUGCGCCGACGGCAUUCUCAGAUUCAAUGAGAGGACUAGUGUACAGGAGGUUCCCGUCCUGCUACCUACGCCUCAGAGCAUUGUUCGGGUCAGUAUUGGUACUGAUCACGUCCUUGGCCUUACCAAGGAAGGAGACGUGUACGCGUGGGGCAACUGUCAGCAAUCCCAGCUCGGAAGGCAUGUCUCUGAGACGUCGCCUCACCGGGCUGACCCCUCGCCAGGUAUCCCUUCCCCGGCGCCAGGUCAAGUACGUUGCGACUGGCUCAUAUUAUUCUUUCGCAAAUACCCGGGAUGGCAGUGUCUGAGCAUGGGGGCUCAAUCAAUAUGGGCAAUGUGGGAUAUACAAACCUCUAUGCUGCGUUGCAGAACAUACAGUAAUUCCCGUUCCUACCAUCGUCCAGCGUCUUGCAGGGUACGCAAUCGUUCAGAUAUCCGCCGGAGAACAUCGCUCAACCGCCCUGACCGAGAGCGGUGAGCUCCUGGUCUGGGUGCGUCUUGACGGUAGACAGCUCGGUAUAGACCCUGCGGCGCUUUCAGCGGACGAUUGCGUCCGUGACGCGAGGGGCAACCCCCGCUACCUCAGGACCCCACAUGCUGUCCCCGGCAUCAGGUUCUCCACCAUUGGUUGCGGCACGGACCACAAUAUUGCCAUCUCAAUGGAGGGACAAGCAUACUCUUGGGGCUUCAGUAGCAGUUAUCAAACCGGCCUAGGCCCCGACACUGAUGACGAGAUCAUGACCCCUAGAAAUAUUGAAAAUACGGCCACCAGAGGUGUCAGGAUGACUUUCGCCGCUGCCGGUAGGUAGUUCUCCAUCCUCGCUGGAGUUCCCGCGGAUCCUGCUAAUUGCGGUUAUUCGUGUGCCGAUGCACAUUGUCAAUAAUGCAGAUACUAAUCAUGAUGAGGAGGUGGUGGAGGAGGGAGGGGAU
Messenger RNA from Tuber aestivum (summer truffle), 1476 nucleotides. NCBI's taxonomy places the organism in Eukaryota, Fungi, Ascomycota, Pezizomycetes, Pezizales, Tuberaceae. The record is from the annotation of a GenBank genome assembly.